AUGUGUCCUCUUGAAUAUCGUAUCAUUGAUCCAAAUCAUUCAUUUUGUUCGGAACCAUUUCCAAAUGUUGUUGAUCAACGAGUUACUUCAUAUGAACGUGGAUAUAUUGUUAACGUACAUAAUUAUGAACGACGUCGUGCAUAUGGUACUAAUAUCGAAAAAAUGUAUUGGAAUGAUGAUUUAGCUGAAAUUGCUCUUCGUCAUGCUCGUAAAUGUAUUUUUGAGCAUGACAAUAUCAAUCAACGAAGUGUACCAAAAAUUCCUUUAUCAACGGGACAAAAUCUCGCUAUGGGUUAUGAAAAUUGGAUAGAAGUUAUAGAAGGAUGGAGUGAAGAAAAAGAAUUUUAUUAUCAUACCUAUCCAUCAACAAAUAUUUUCAGUCAUUAUGCACAAAUGAUUUGGCAUUCAUCAGCAUUAAUUGGUUGUGCAGCAACAAUUUGUCCUCCAUUUGGAACACAUAAUAUCUCAUGGCGAUUUUUUGUUUGUAAUUAUAUCAUGGGAAUGUUAAACAGCAAUUAUCAUGAAGCAUUUCAAGAAAGCAUUGAAUAUCAUCCAUUGCAUGAUUGUCAAGGUAAAGUAUGUCUAUAUAAUGGUACUCUUGAUUUAAGUACAUGCAAAUGUCAAUGUUCUGCAUAUGCAAGUGGUUCACAAUGUGAAAAAUUAAAUUGUUCAAUAUUACCGCCAUGUCCAUAUCAUUCAUCAGUAUCUUGUAUAGCUGUUGAUGUUCCAUUAGAAUGUCCUCGUCUUUGUGGUUUAUGUGAUCGAUAUGAAAUAUUAAAAUAUGUUUAUGGUGAAGAGAAUUUAACAUCUAAUAUCUCUACAACUAUUUUUACUAUCAAUGAAAAAAGCACACGAUUUAAUUCAACAUCAAUUACCAAUACGACAAUAUCUAUGAUCGUUUUAUCGACAUCAUCAACACGAUAUUCACCUUAUCAUAUGAUUUUAUAUGUAUUUAUUAAAUAUUUAUUUUUUGCAUAA
Messenger RNA from Rotaria sp. Silwood1, 978 nucleotides. NCBI's taxonomy places the organism in Eukaryota, Metazoa, Rotifera, Eurotatoria, Philodinida, Philodinidae. The record is from the annotation of a GenBank genome assembly.